CUAAUACUAUUGCGUCUCAUCAUUCCGAAAGAACGAAUGUUACUCUCGUCUUUUCUUGAAUGAACGUUUCGGCGGUUACAAAGCAAAUGCUGCUACAUAAACGGUAAUACGGCAUCAGUUAUUGCCGAAAGCGUGUUGUCUGCUUCAAGACAGUGCAUAUAGGAAUUGCGGCAUUUUAAAGCCGUGAACUGGAAAUCGCAUUGAAGCAUCUUCAGAAAUAUGAAUACGGAUGUUUACGAGUCUUUGCCUACGUCUUCCGUGGCUGUACACAUGACAGCAGGUGCAUUUGCUGGAAUUAUGGAACAUUGUGUGAUGUAUCCUCUUGACAGUGCUAAGACAAGAAUGCAAGCAUUAACACCAGGCUCAGGUGGAGGAGGUGGAGUGAGAGCUGUCUUGAGUAGAAUGGUACGACAAGAGGGUGUUUUGAGACCAGUUCGUGGUAUGAGUGUGAUGGUUGUUGGUGCUGGUCCUGCACAUGCACUAUAUUUUUCCUGCUAUGAAUUUGUUAAAAAUAAACUCUUGAAUUCAAGGACACAUCCUGAAUUAAAUUUAGCUGUGUAUGGAACUGCUGGUUGUGUAGCUACGCUAUUUCAUGAUGGUGUAAUGAAUCCUGCAGAAGUGGUUAAACAACGAUUACAAAUGUAUAACUCUCCUUAUCGAAAUGUUCUAACAUGUAUAACAGAUAUAUACAAAAGUGAAGGUGCAUAUGCAUUCUAUAGGAGUUAUACAACACAGUUGGCCAUGAAUGUACCUUUUCAAAUGAUUCAUUUUAUUACUUAUGAAUUUACACAAAGUUUGACAAAUCCAAGACAUGUUUAUAAUCCUAUAGCACAUAUGAUAUCAGGUGCAUUAGCAGGAGCUAUUGCUGCUGCAAUCACAACACCUUUAGAUGUUUGUAAAACACUUUUAAAUACACAAAAUGGUGUGCAUGCUCAAGGCAUGAUAGAUGCUAUCAGAAAAGUUUAUACAUAUGGGGGUUUAAGUGGUUAUUUCCGUGGUUUAAAUGCCCGUGUACUUUAUCAAAUGCCGGCAACUACUAUUUGUUGGUCAACAUACGAAUUUUUCAAAUACGUACUCCACAAAAAGCAAGACGAUGGAAAACGUGGACCAGAAGAUGAGAAUGAUUCAACUGGAUUAAAUCAGAACCAAGGUGCAUCUUCUAGGUCUAGUCGCUUUCAAGAUAUGAGCGUAUACCUCAACAAAAAUGCUCCAACCUCCGUGUUACUCGAUGUGUCCACAAGUUAG
Molecule: messenger RNA, 1245 nt
Organism: Habropoda laboriosa
Lineage: Eukaryota; Metazoa; Arthropoda; Insecta; Hymenoptera; Apidae
Product: mitoferrin-1-like
Exons: 5
Coding region: 220-1245 (341 amino acids)
Biological process (GO): iron import into the mitochondrion
Cellular component (GO): mitochondrial membrane
Molecular function (GO): ferrous iron transmembrane transporter activity
Source: RefSeq, a predicted model, not a curated record